Messenger RNA from Echinostoma caproni, 429 nucleotides. The record is from the annotation of a GenBank genome assembly. NCBI's taxonomy places the organism in Eukaryota, Metazoa, Platyhelminthes, Trematoda, Plagiorchiida, Echinostomatidae.
CGACAUUUGUCUUCUUUCUGUCUUGAUGAAAUAGCUAGAGUGUGUUCAACAUCUGUUACUGGUUGGAUCUGUAGAGUAAUGAAAUCACACGUGCAGAUAAAAAACGAUUUCUUCUUGUUUUUUUCGAUAUGUGGAUCCUCCUCCCACCUCCGACCGAUUUAUUCGUCCCAGUUUCCUCUCAGUCAAGAUGAAUACCAAGGUUGCCGUGGAAGUGCGAUCACCUAUCGUGGGUAUCCGUGUGCGUUGUGGACAAUUUUUCAUUCACUAACAGUCAGUCAGUGCGAGCGUCAAGACAAACAUCCCGGCCCCGAUAGGCUAGGCGUAGUUUUGGACCGGACGGCAGCAGAGCUAUCUGCCGCCAAAGAAAGAAACCCUUGUAGUGUCAUGACCUUUAACUGUCCCUGUACCGGACUGUCGUCCAACGGUUGA